Molecule: messenger RNA, 4022 nt
Organism: Thunnus maccoyii (southern bluefin tuna)
Lineage: Eukaryota; Metazoa; Chordata; Actinopteri; Scombriformes; Scombridae
Product: hydroxycarboxylic acid receptor 2-like
Exons: 4
Coding region: 1385-2443 (352 amino acids)
Biological process (GO): G protein-coupled receptor signaling pathway
Cellular component (GO): membrane
Molecular function (GO): G protein-coupled receptor activity
Source: RefSeq, a predicted model, not a curated record
UAUUCUGCUGAAGUGCACACAGCUUGUGUGAUGAUGUAAUUAUUUCUAAGGAGGAUUUCCAUUUUUCCUAAGAGCGUCUCAUUCUUGACUGCAUCACUGUCAUGCCAGCAAUGACAGGAAGGGAAACCCUCUCAUGUGAUAUUGCUCAAGUCCCUCACUAUGUGCAAACUUGCAGAGUAAGGUCAACAGGUCAUGGCAGAGGAGCAGUGUGCACUUCAAGAGUCAAGAUGCUUUUGUCCAAAGCGAUGUACAAAUGAGGUACACUCCAAACUACAGUCAAUCAAGGAGAAGCCUCUACACUAGCAGAAAUGAUUUUAUGAGAGAAAUCCUAAGAGGGAUGGAGAGACGGAGAAAGAGCAUAUUAAGUGAAUAAUCUUGGAAGAGGUAGGUCUUUGUCUUGGUUUUUGAGGACAAAGGGGGAAUGUGCCUGCUGACAUAAUGGAGUUCAGCACCUUGUUUCACCACCAAGGGACCAAACUGGAGAAGAGUUUGGAUUGAGAUUUCCUCCCUCGCAGUGACAGUAGGACUAGUCGUUACUUGAUCAUAGAACAAGAAGGUGCAUUAAGCUGAAGGAGCUCAGGUAGGUGGGUGUUGUGCUUGUUGGAGCUUUAGUGACUUGAAUUUAAUGUGAGGAGAGGAGGAGAAUCAUGAAAAGUGGAGUGACAUAAGCUGUUUUUGGCUAGUUCAAGACCAGACAUACUAACAUCAUUUAUAUUUUUCAUUUGACCUAAAUGUCCUGUUGGUUUAAGUUAGCAGUGACCAUUGACCAAUGAUAGCCUUCUUAUGGCUAAAAUUGUUAGCGAAUUAGCAACUAAUAUCUGUUGCAGAUAUUUUACAGUUUACCUGACAGUUUCAUGAUGACUACAGUUAGCAGAUAUUUUAUAUUAGCUGAAUGUUAGCCUUCAUGAUGGCUAAACUUAGGAGCUAAUGUUGCAGAUAUUUACUAUUUAGCUGAAUGUUUGUCUGUAUGAUGGCUGAUGAGAGAAAGAGUCUUGGACUUCAGAAUAUCUGAUCUUGCAUAACUCUUCACGCCUGCUUGACAUGCAAGCAUGAUAAAAAUCAACAACACAGGAACAUCCUCUCGUGAGAAACAUAAAUUCACAGACCAAGGUCAUACAUCACUUUAUUUCCUCCUCCAAUGUGAUAUGGAUGACACACAGCUGACUGAUUACAUUCUAUAGAAAUAAGGAAGAGGGCUGAAAAGGGGAAGUGGCAAAUUCAUAAAGUCAUACAACUGUUUUCUUCAUUCUUAUUUAGUCUUAUAUGUCUUUCCAAAAUUUUCCACUAAAUUGAUUUGUCUAUUUUGGAUGGACUAAAGUUAAUAACACAAUUUUAAGAUUUAAUUUGUCAAAAUAAUAUUAGAGAGUAUAAGGAAAACUUCACCAUGACCAUUUCAAACUUCACGACUUCAAUCUCUGGUGGUGGAAGCAGCAAUGGCAGUGGAUGCCCACCAGUUGAUGAUUCACUGGAGGCUUUGAUCCUGUUAUCAGUCAUCAUUGCACUGGGACUGCCAGGAAACGUAGUUGCUCUGUGGAUCUUAUGCUUUAAACUGAAGGCCUGGAACCCCAACAACCUGUUCCUCUUCAACCUGGUUAUUGCCGACUUCCUGGUUCUCAUGAGUCUUCCUCUCAGGAUCGAUGACUUUCUCAGGAGCCACUGGGUGUUUGGUGAUGGCUUGUGCAGGAUCAACAUCUUCCUGGUAUUUUCCAGCCGCUCAGCCAGCAUCAUACUCAUGACCGUGGUGGCAAUUUAUCGCUACUUUAAGGUGGUCCAUCCUCACCACCGGUUCAACCGUUUGACCAAGAGACAGGCUGCAUACAUGUUAGUGUUUGUCUGGCUGUUGGCCAUCAGUCUUUCGGCUCCCAUACUGGCUUACAACCACAUCAAAAGCAGUGCCAACAGCACCCAGUGCUUAUUCUUCACUUCUUCUUCAUUCACCAAUCUGGUCACCAUGCACCGCAUCCUGACAGUGCUGUUGUUCAUCAUCCCGCUGGCCAUGCUGCUGUUCUGCUCCAUCCGGAUUUCCAGCUUCCUGAGGCAGCGGCAGAUGGGAAAACUUGAAAAGGUGCGCAAGGCGAUGAGGGUGUGCAACGCCAUCGUCGCUGUGUUCAUAGUGUGCUUCUUACCGACCACGGUGACGACCAUCGGGUUGUGGGUCAUCCACUCGUAUCACUCCCUUGACUGCACCAUCCGCUACACUUUCAUCCGGCUCACCAUUGUGUCUGGGUGGCUGAACUUACUGAACUCGGCUCUGGACCCCAUCUUGUACAUCUUCUCCAGCUCCAUGUUCAAGAAGGCGCUUUGCAGCUCGCUUCCCCGUUUCCUGCGCUACGGUCAGGUCACAGGUGAUGCAGAGAAGACUGCAUCCUCAACUGAAAGUCAGUCGACCACCCAGCAGGAACUGAAAUCCAUGAGGGCUGACAGAGGGAGUGAAGCCAUGUAAUAAGCUUUUCUUCUAUGACUAUGACUGGAUCAUGCAGCACUCUGAAAAAUCCUGUUUUAAUGUCUUUGAUUUUCGUAGUAUUUUGCACUGAAUUGUCUGCUUGUUUUGUGUGUUUUAUUAGCUGUUUUUAUGCUGUUGAAGCUUUGUUGUACAUAACACAUUAGAUUUUCAGUUAUCAUCAUUUAUUAAAUCCAAACUCAGUUAUGCUUGUAAAUAUCCUUCAAACGUCUGUGGUUGAACAAAUUACAGAUGGGUGUUUUAAUUAUAUCUAUAUAUUGAACCUUUAAAACUUUGAAUUGCCUUCAAAAAGUUUAGAUAUUUAGAAAAAAUACACAUUAUGUGGCAGUGUCACAGUUCCACAGCUGCAGUGAAGGAGGGUGAAAUCAUUUAUCCAGGAGUUGCUGCAGUGCUCACCAACAACCACCAGGUGGCACAUGUGAGCAGUCCAGAUGCGGUCUGUCAGUCUCUCUGUAGGGUAGUCAAUACAAGCUCGGCAAGCAGACACAACAGGGGAACAUAGAAAUGUCAUGAAAGUAUUUGGGAAUUAAACAUAAUACUUACAUAUAUUUUCUGCCAGGCCUGUACAGUAUACUUACAUGUUACACAGUUUUAAUUUCAGAAUGGACAUUUGUGUAAUUAUAUCAAAACCAACCAUCCAUCCACACAGUUUAGACCUCAAUAUAUGAAACAUGGAAAUUUGUCUCCCCCGAUAUUUGUAAUUGACUGGACAUCAGAUUCUUUUGUUCUCCUCAGUAUUCAGAGUUAAACUGACUCCAAAACACGUUGGAUGUGUAUUAUUCACAGAAAACCUGCUUUGUCUCGUUUGUGUUGAUGUUCAGCAACAGUGAAAAACAGCUGUGAGCGCGGUGCCAAAACUUUGGGUCCAUCCUGUAGGUCCUGUGGGCUGCCACUGCUUCAGCAUUUUGAGCAUAUCCCCUCAUAUUUUUGCUCCUUAAAACUGGUAUUUUAAUGUAACAGCAUAACUUAAUGUGGAGUGUCGGAGGGAGGGGGAGAAAUAUGGUGCUGCACAUAACAAGACACAUACAGGCCAUGGAUGUAUUUUAAGAUCAAUAAAAUUAUUUUUAAAGUGAGUGGAGCAGUUACUGCAGCUGUCACUAGUGUUUAUAACCAUAAGUGUGUCUUUAAAUUGAGAGUGAUGUCUUUGAUUUUUGUAGUAUUUUGCACUGAAUUGUCUGCUUGUAUUGUAUGUUUUAGGUUUUUUAUACUGUUGAAGCUUUGUUUUACGUCUGUGAACUUUGUAAGCACAUUAGAUUUUCAAUUAUCAUAAUUUCUUAAAUCCAAACUCAGUUAUGUAUGUAAAUAUACUUCAAACUUCUGUGGUUGAAGAGAUUACAGAUGUGUGUUUUAAUUAUACGUAUUUAUCGAACCUUUAAAAGUUUGAUUGCCCUCAAAAAAGUUUGGAAAUUUAGAAAAAUACACAUAGAUUUGCUGUGCAUCAUCUUAGACAAAUUGAUGUAAAUUAAUUUGUAAAUAUGUCUAUAUAGAUAUCUAUAUAUUGAGUCAUGGAUGUACAGAGAACUAUCACUGGAUUACUUUGAUAAAAAAUGUUCUGAUUCUC